Diorhabda carinulata is the source of this 723-nucleotide messenger RNA. RefSeq lists its product as uncharacterized. Bases 325 to 714 code for a protein of 129 amino acids. Gene Ontology annotation, biological process: hemocyte migration. The transcript is spliced from 2 exons. NCBI's taxonomy places the organism in Eukaryota, Metazoa, Arthropoda, Insecta, Coleoptera, Chrysomelidae. The record is from RefSeq and is a predicted model, not a curated record.
CCCGGGUUAUAAUUUCCUAAAAGUCGGACGAACAUCUAUUAUAAUUUAGAGUGUGAUUACGUUAUUAUUUUUUGUCUGCAUAUUUGUUAGUAUCGUUGCUGAUUACGGGACAAUCUGUAUAAUAUUGACGCUACACGUGCGUAUUAUUAAAGUAUUAGCUCUUCACUUGAACUAUUUCAAUUGGAAUCACUGAUACAACUGAUGACCGCCAAAUGUAAUUACCCCGGCAAAAUAUCAAUUCAUUUUUCAAAUGAAUGCAGACGACUCAACAUUGACACGUUCAAAUUAUAAAAUGUUGCUCAAGUAAUGGGUAAUUUAUGAGAAAUGUUGAGCGUUAUAGUACUGGUUUUAUUCUUGAAAACAGUCACAGUAUCAGAAGAAGACGAGGAGCAGUUCGAGAAACAUAUUCAAAGAGUAUCUUCCGAUUUAUAUCCAUGUAAACAACCUAGUCCUAGAGUUAUAUAUCUUCCCGAAAUAUUUGGAGAUAAAUGGGGAACCUACAAACAACAUCAAGCAUCCAUCAGACCUUUAGCAACAGUGCUUCAUAGAUGUCAAGCAAGCGGAUGUUGUGAAAAGUACAAUCAAAUAUGUAGAGCGAAACAUGAAAAGCCCGUACCCCUAAUGUUUCUAAUUGCCUCUACAGGUGAAUACGUAUUACUCACGGCAAUCAAUGAUACGGAAUGUAUAUGUGAGUUGGAUAAUUCAAUUACAUGAAACUAAUUA